UUCUCCAACUAAUAUCCUUAUCAAACUAUGCACUAUGCAUGCAUAUUGCUAGAACCACUUCGCGCUUGGAUUCUUGGGUCUUCUGCAUGCAGGGACGGAGCUCUCCAUAUUCAAAGGCCAACUUUUUUACGUCAAAAGACUCGCCGAUUAUUCAUCCAGAACUCGAUCAAAAGAUGCGCAUACAUGCAUACAUGCAUUCAUGCAUUCAUGUAGCGGAUCCAUCGAAGGGGGAGGCUUGAUGAUCUGGCACCAGAAGCGGGCCCAUUUUGGGCACAAUGGAACAAGCCAAUCCUUUCAAGUAAGACUAGCUCAAUUACGUGGGGCCACCUAGGGACGCCUUUGGAACACGAGACCGAACAAAGCGAGGGCGCUGCCACAUGAAGUAAGUAUGUAAUCGGUGGAUGAUGGGUUCAAUCAAUGUUCUCAAGCGGACACUCUUGCAAUACCAAUACCCACAGUGAGUCGGUCGGCUCGGAGUUCAUGAUCUCGCGUGGAUGUACCAUAUUGAUGACAAAACAAGGGAAUCAUAAUCAUCACCUCGAAUGAUGAUUAUCAGUCCCGUCUUCGUUUCGUCCUGAGACC
Molecule: messenger RNA, 582 nt
Organism: Cantharellus anzutake
Lineage: Eukaryota; Fungi; Basidiomycota; Agaricomycetes; Cantharellales; Hydnaceae
Exons: 1
Coding region: 39-239 (66 amino acids)
Source: RefSeq, a predicted model, not a curated record